Molecule: messenger RNA, 546 nt
Organism: Schistosoma turkestanicum
Lineage: Eukaryota; Metazoa; Platyhelminthes; Trematoda; Strigeidida; Schistosomatidae
Source: the annotation of a GenBank genome assembly
AUGGCAAUAUAUGACCCAAGAGAGGAGGAAGCUCUAGUGUUAAGAUCGAUUUUCGAUGAGGAAGAAUUGACGAUAUCGAGCAACCAUACUUUGGAAUACAGGGUGGGUGAGCAAGGAACGACUUCAUCAUUCAUUGUACAAGUCCAUUGGCCAGCAGGAUAUCCUGACGUUUUGCCUUGUAUCUCUAUGGAUUCUUUUUAUAAUCAUCACGUCCCUUCGCAUAUUAAAGAAAAAAUUACUGAUGAAUUAUUGUCUGUUGCUAAAGAACAGCUAGGCUCAGCUCUGACAUUUACCUUAAUUGAAUAUCUGAAGGAAAAUCAUGAGCGAUUUGCUAAAUCUUUUGCCAUUGACAAAGUAGAUAAAUCACAAAGCAAUUCGAUAUCCUGUGAAACUUCUUCGGUUUCUUGCAAACAGAAUAAACUACCUCAGUUAUCCAAAACGCAAAAGAGAAAGCACUUGGAUCGACUAGGACAAGAUGGAGAGUUACCUCGAGGUUGGAACUGGGUCAGUGUUAUCAAACACCUUCAACAAUCUGGAUCAGCAUAA